UCAUGCAGCACAGGUGAAAUAUAUAUUAAAAAAAAAAAAAAGGCUGUAUGCUAAUAUUCUCAUUUAUCCCAAAUUUUCCUGGCAAAACUGAACCACCCACUGCCACAACGUAGUUUUAAAACACACUGAUUUUGAUAGCAUGAGGGGAAAGGGAUGAGGCGAGUGCGCAAGCGCGUUACCAGGCUGCGAGUGCUAUGCUGACUUCUUUAUAAAAUAAAGAAUAAAAAGCACAACCCACCCUAUUUCUGUGAACACACACACAGCACACACCUGCAAGCAGCAUUUUGCUAUUUCAUAUCCCAGAUUUCCUUCAUCAUAUCAGUGAUUAUAGCAUCCUGCAUCCCUAUUUCCUGAAAAUUACCAAUUUUCACCCAGAUUUGGUGUCAAGUGGGUUAAGUUACAUCUUUAUUUUGAUGGAAUAUCUAGUAAAGCAGUGUGAGUGAGGAAUUCUAUUGAAAUAAAAACACAAAUAUUUUUUGAAGAGGUUAUCCUCUUUGUCAAGGGGGAUUAUUUACCUUAGGGAUUUAUCACCGGGGGGGGAAGUGGAAAAGGAUGGAGAAUAAAUAUGUAUAUAAUAAUAUAUAGCUUAAUUCUCCGUGCUGCUAAACCUUUCCUCACAGCCAAACUGGGGAAUAUGCUUUAAUCUCUUUAUUGGAUUGCUUCCUCUGAAUAUGGUAGGGGGUUUUUUGUUUGUUUGUUUGUUUUCUGAAGCGAUGGGGCUCUAAGCGGGGAGUUAAGCACGAAGUGUUUCGCGAGGAAAAAGAGAAACUCCUGAAGAAAAAAAGACAGAAUGAGGAGGAAAAGGAGGGCUUGGGGUGACAAAAGGCGGCGCCGGCCGGGGCUGCCCCUCACGGCCCCUCAGGCGCUCGCUUCACAAAAUGGCCGCCCGGCGGGGCCGCGGGAGCGGCUCUGAGGCGACAAAAUGGCGGCAGGCGGAGAGCGGGGGGAAGGACGGGCGAGAGCGCGGCGAAGGGCUCUGAUCCUGUGGGAAUCCCCUCCGGGCGGGGGGCGAAAGCGCUGCGGGUGAAACCUGACCUUCUUCUUGUUCCCCCUCCCGCCUGCCCUUUUCUCCUCGCCGCCUUUGCAAAAGGAUGUGAAAAUGGGGUUGAAGCCGCCAUCUCCCGGUCUCUUCACGGCAUGGAAAAUCCCCAAAAGUACUUAACGAAAAAAAAAAAAAAAACCACCAUAAAAAAAAGUCCCAAAUGCACGAGGAUUGAUUUAUCAUCGGAGCCAGAGUGGUAUGGGAAGAAGCCAUCGCUGCUUGCAUGCUCCCCACGACAUCUCGUCCGCCAUUCACUUAAUUAAAAUCAUAUAUUGGUGUGAUCAGACGCGGUAAUAUCAUUAAAAAGAAAACAAAAAAAAACCCAAAUCCCGUAACAUCCACACGCUCGUUGUUGGAGGCUGUAGCCAAGUCCGUGAUGGAAGUUUGUGCCUGAAUGUUUUAUUUGUUCCACAGAGAUGUAGAUUUUCCUUGGGAGAUUUGGAAAGAAUUAUUUUUUAAUGAAAAAGAGGAAAAAAAUACACCCAGAAAAAAAACCCCAAAACAAACAACGAAAAAGAAACAAAAAGGAAAAAAAAGCACAACAGAACCAAACCGCAGUAAGUGAAGCUGCAAAUGCAACCCAAUCGUCCGGAUCAGACAAUUCAUUGCACAAAAAAAAAAAGGAUAAAUGGAACUGCAAUGGCCGGCUUUGCUGUAGAUCCAGGAGGAGGGAUCAGCUCCUUUAUCCCACCAUCUCGCGCUACAAACACCACCAUUUUUUUCCUCUCUUUUUGUUUUUAAAUACGCUUUGUUGGGGCGUUUUGUUUCGAGCCGAGGCGGCUGCACCACCCCCGAGCCGGGGCUGCCGGAGCCGCUCGGGGGCUUCACUUUUACAGAGAUCCCUUAUUUUUCCCCGGCCUUGUGCAAUCCUCUCCGUUUUAUUACAUGGCUUUGGGUUUGUUUUUUUUUCCUCUCCCCUCUGCGGGUAUAAAGGUUUCUCUCCUCUCUCCAGCUCGGCUGCUUGUUCCAGAAGUUUCCACGGGGGCGGGGAGCCCCCACUGCGGCGCCUUUGCCGCAGCGCCGGGGAGGAGGAGGAAGAGGAGGAUGCGGAGGAUGCGCCACCUCUCCCUGCCUGGGAGCCUCAUUCCAAGCCUCUCCCCCUUGCUCCGUUCCCCAGCCUUGAAAACAGAGCGCUGGGAGGUGUUUGCGACUUGGAGGGGUUUGUGGGUUUUUUUGGUUGGGAUUUUUUGUUGGCUUUUUUUUUUUUUUUUCUCCCUCUAAAUAAAUGGAAAGCAGAGCUGUCGCUGAUGGAGAUGGAUGAGGCAGGGCUGGCAGCUCUCCUCCGGCGUGGCCAUGGCACCGAUGGCAUAAGUGACCUUUCCCAGGCGGUGGGAGAGGGGAUUUCCCCCCCCCACCGCCCCAGCAUGCUCCUGCUUGGAAAUAAUUUUAAAUAGCAAGAGCAUUAUUUUUUAUUUUCCUCCCCCCCCCCUUUCUCCUUCACUGUUUUGUUUGGGUUUUGUUGUUUUGUUUUGUGUGGUUUUUUUUUUUCCCGAAGCUUCCUCAUGAUCUUUUUUUUUUUUUCCUGUGUGUGUUUUGAAUUGCAUUUUAAAAUUGCCCAGCUGGAGACAAGGCUUGAUUAGAGCUGGAACAAUAGCUCCCUUUUAUUAAUAACGGGAAGGAUUUACAAUCGUACAGCACCUUCCUUGGAAAGCUUUCCAAACCAUUUGCAAACACUCACAAAUUUCAGAUUGUGCAGCCCUUGGCUGUGAGGUGGCUGGCUGUUGUGUAAAUGGAGCCCUCCUGGCACUCGUCUCAACCCUCUCCUGUCAACAGAGUCGAUGGCUUUGUUUGUGACAGCUCCCAGCGCCUGCCUGUCCUGUGAGAUGGCCGGGUGACAGCAGCGACUCCGUGUGAGAUUCCCUGGAAGGACCUGGGAGCUGGUGUGGUUGCCUCGUGUCCCUCGGAGAUGCCACCCCAGCAGGGAGAAGGAACAGUUGGAAUUACAGUUGCAGCAAGCGCACUCCAUCAGAGGGGGAGAAUUUAUCACGGAAAAGCUGUUUGAUUUUUUGGUGGUUUUGGUUUGGGUUUUUCUUCUCCGGAAUGGAGAGCCCCUUAAAGGUAGAGACACGUACAAACUGCUCCUUGGGCGUCCCACCGGGUAAAAAAAUGGAAAGCUGAGCCCGGUUCCACACUGGAAGCACCGGCGGAGCGUGCUGGCAGCACAUUUUCCUGUGCACACGUGGCUCCAUCGCACGUUUUGAAUAAUAGAUGGCUUGCGUGCAA
Molecule: messenger RNA, 3265 nt
Organism: Passer montanus (Eurasian tree sparrow)
Lineage: Eukaryota; Metazoa; Chordata; Aves; Passeriformes; Passeridae
Exons: 4
Coding region: 1501-2436 (311 amino acids)
Source: RefSeq, a predicted model, not a curated record